AGUAAUGCGGUUUUUGCACUUUCUCACGCUUCGCCUAAUGUAGUGGGAUUUUGGAUACAUAAGUGUAAAGUCACGUCACCUAUCUUAAUGUUUAAUGUAACAUAUUUUGUAAUCUUGUGCCAAAAAGGCAAGAUGCGCAACAGCACAAUCGUCUCUUUAAAUCCUCGGAGAGCCCUUAAACGCAUCACGAGGCAGUGAAAGGUAAGAGAUUGCUCCCAGCUGUGUGAGGUAGCGGUCCGGCUAACUUUGGAGCUAACUAUGCCUGGGAAAUGUAAAUUCCAAGAUUCCUGGCUCGCAAAGGACGUUUACAAGGACUGGCUGGUUAAGGACGUCCAGGACAUUCAUUUCGCCCGAUGUAGGGCCUGUUGUAAAUCAAUCAAACUUCAGACCAUGGGCGAGGCUGCUCUUACCAGCCACGCAGGGGGAGCUGGCCACAAAGCGGCGGUCCGCAAGCUGCUGGAAGGCAAUUUGCUGAUGACAAAUGCCAUUGGGCAGGUGAACGGCAGCAUGAACCAGGCAGAGGACAGCAAGGAGCAAGUGGCCAUCUGCCUCCAGCGUGACGCCUUGGACAGAAUAACAGGCAGCGACUGGUCAGAUCUGCACCACAGCCCCUCUACAAACUCCACCUCCCACAAUGCAGAGCUACAGGAUGUGGCAUUUCCUGCUACCUACUUCACAGCACCAGGCACCUCCAGGCUUAGCAGCCAGCAUCUCCAACCGUCAGGCAGCAAGACGGAAGACGCCAGUCGGCGCGCAGCUCAGCACGACUCCACAGGCAUAUCGAGACUGGAGCACCAGCAGAUAUCCGAGGCUCUGGAGCAGCAACAGCAGAUGAAGAUCCUGGAGUGGGAGAAUAGGAUGAAGGUGCUGGCAUGGGAGCAGGACCUGGUGAGGGAGAAGAGGAGAGCGGCCCAGCAGAAGGAGAAAGCCUUCAGGAUGAAAAAGGCCUACUACAAGGCCAAGCUGAAGAGAAUGGGCGAGGACGUGCCGCCAUCUUCCUCCAGCAGCAGCGACGAAGCUGAGAAAACAUCUGUCCCGACUGGUUGAUGAGCUUAAAUAUUUCUAUUUUCUAGAGUGUUUGUGUUGUUCUUGUAUUGUUUUGUCUGUAUGCCAUGGAACAAUUUUUUUCUACAUUUUUACAUCGCUGCUGAUAGUAAGAAUCACACCAACCAUCCCUCUGCAAUGUGAUUUCUUUCUAAAUCCCCCCCCCCAUUCUAACAGUUGUGAGAGGAACAUUUAAAGUAUUUUUAACUAAUCUUAUACAGCUACACAACAGUAUAGACAACUGCAGUGUUACUUUGUGCACCUUGUUGAAACAGUUUCUAAUAACAACCCUGUUUCAUCUGUCAUCCAUCACAAUCUAUCCCCGGGAUACAAAAUCAAUUUUCAUUGAUUGUUUAAGGCAGUAUUAUUUUCUCAGUCUAGGUUAUUUUAAAGGAUGUAUUGAGACGACAUGCACACACUACACAUGAAAAAGUGACAUUCCUAAAAGGACAAUCUUUUAACAAGCUUUUGUAGUGCAUGCUAACGUGAAUAUGUACGCUUUGUUUUUGAUAUGUAAGUAAAUGUCCAUUUUUUUUGGUACUACACUGAAGUUGGCUGAAUAAAUAAG
Molecule: messenger RNA, 1612 nt
Organism: Archocentrus centrarchus (flier cichlid)
Lineage: Eukaryota; Metazoa; Chordata; Actinopteri; Cichliformes; Cichlidae
Gene: fsbp
Product: fibrinogen silencer binding protein
Exons: 4
Coding region: 259-1047 (262 amino acids)
Source: RefSeq, a predicted model, not a curated record